AUGCUGCGAAGUCUCAGGCAGAUGGAAGGACGAGUGGUAGGCCGGGCACUCAGGCUCCUCCGAAACCGGCUGCCUCGACUCCAAGCAGGAUCUCCCCAGGACAAUCCAGAGGAUGCUGUAAAGGAACCAGAAAGGGCCCAGGAGCACUCUCUGCCCAACUUUGCUGGGGGGCAGCACUUCUUUGAAUACCUUCUCGUGGUUUCUCUUAAAAAAAAGCGUUCAGGGGAUGAUUAUGAGCCCAUGAUCACCUACCAAUUUCCCAAGCGAGAGAAUCUACUCCGGGGCCAACAGGAGGAGGAGGAGCGGUUGCUCAAAGCCAUCCCCUUGUUCUGCUUCCCAGAUGGCAAUGAGUGGGCACUACUCACUGAAGAUUCCAGGGAGACCUUCUCCUUCGUUCUGACCAAUGUGGAUGGGAGCAGAAAGAUUGGAUACUGCAGGCGCCUCCUGCCCGCCGGCCCGGGCCCUCACCUUCCCAAAGUGUACUGCAUCAUCAGCUGCAUCGGCUGCUUCGGCUUGUUCUCCAAGAUCCUGGAUGAAGUGGAGAAGAGGCAUCAGAUCUCCAUGGCUGUCAUCUACCCAUUCAUGCAGGGCCUCCGAGAGGCAGCCUUCCCUGCUCCUGGGAAGACGGUCACCCUCAAGAGCUUCAUCCCUGACUCAGGCACAGAGUUCAUCUCACUGACACGACCCUUGGACUCCCACCUAGAACAUGUGGAUUUUAGUUCUCUGUUGCACUGUCUCCGUUUUGAACAGAUUCUUCAGAUCUUUGCUUCUGCAGUGCUGGAAAGAAAAAUCAUCUUCCUGGCAGAAGGUCUCAGCACCCUGUCUCAGUGCAUCCAUGCUGCUGCCGCGUUGCUCUACCCCUUCAGCUGGGCACACACCUACAUCCCUGUUGUCCCUGAAAGCCUUCUGGCCACCGUCUGCUGUCCGACCCCCUUCAUGGUUGGAGUACAAAUGCGCCUUCUGCAGGAGGUUAUGGACAGCCCCAUGGAAGAGGUCCUGUUGGUGAAUCUUUGUGAAGGAACCUUCUUAAUGUCAGUUGGUGACGAAAGAGACAUCCUACCACCGAAGCUUCAGGAUGACCUCUUAGACUCUCUUAGUCAGGGGACCAAUGAGUUAAAGACUUCAGAACAAAUCAAUGAACAUGUUUCAGGCCCUUUCGUGCAGUUCUUUGUCAAGACUGUGGGCCACUAUGCUUCCUAUAUCAAGUGGGAUGCAAAUGGGCAAGGCCACUUUCAAGAACGGUCCUUUUGUAAGGCUCUGACCUCCAAGACCAACCGCCGAUUUGUGAAGAAGUUUGUGAAGACACAGCUCUUUUCCCUUUUUAUCCAAGAAGCUGAGAAGAGCAAGAAUCCUCCUGCAGGCUAUUUCCAGCAGAAAAUACUUGAAUAUGAGGAACAGAAGAAACAGAAAAAACCAAGGGAAAAGACUGUGAAAUAAAAGCUGUGGUGAACAGGAGUGACUAGACCUACAGGCCAGUUCUGGACUUUGGCCCUUGCCAGUGUGGCAGGAUCAGCGAAGCUCUCAGUCCCCAGAAUCCACAGCCUCUCUCCGGAGUCCUGGUGACCAGGUCUUGCUUCAAACUGGUGUCUGAGUUCGGGAUCCCUGGUAACAGCUUUCUCAGGACUUUGGAGGGCUCUAACUCCAUGCUCACAGAACUGUGUUCUAAGCUGUGUCAGAGGUGACACAGAGUGGGAAACAGUAGUACAAGUGUUGUAGAUGCUUGGUUAGAAGUUGCUGCAACUGCCUUCUUUCAGGAACCACUAUUAUAA
This is a messenger RNA of Cynocephalus volans (Philippine flying lemur), 1769 nucleotides long. It is a transcript of the gene DENND2D, whose product is annotated as DENN domain containing 2D. Lineage: Eukaryota; Metazoa; Chordata; Mammalia; Dermoptera; Cynocephalidae. The transcript has 12 exons. Gene Ontology annotation, cellular component: nucleoplasm; cytosol. Bases 1 to 1437 code for a protein of 478 amino acids. The record is from RefSeq and is a predicted model, not a curated record.